This is a messenger RNA of Tetrahymena thermophila SB210, 414 nucleotides long. Its product is annotated as transmembrane protein, putative. The transcript has a single exon. The record is from RefSeq and is a predicted model, not a curated record. NCBI's taxonomy places the organism in Eukaryota, Ciliophora, Oligohymenophorea, Hymenostomatida, Tetrahymenidae.
AUGUAAAUUUAUCAUUUUUUCUAAUUUUAUAUGCUUAAAUAAAAGUUAUUUAGAUUAAGAAUUAGCAUUGUAAUGAUGACAUUAUUACUUUUUCACUACUAAUAAUCUUUAAAAAAUUAUAAAUAUAAUAAUAAUAAUUGUUUUUGUUCAAUUACUCAUUAAUUCAUUAAAUUCUUCUUUAAAUUUGCUGCAAGAAUAAGUAUAAUAUUUUAUUAUUUAUGUUCUAAAGUUUUUGAUAUAAUAAAAAUGAUCUAAACUGGCAUUUUUAUGUGUAUAUAAUCGAACUUUUUUUGCUUUCAAGUAACAUAUAAUUUGUCAAUUAAAAUUUACAUAAUCAAUAAUUAAUAUAAAUAAUCUUAAAAAUAUACUUAAAACUAUUCACUUAAAGUUAAUCUAGAAAAUUAAUUAAUUUGA